This is a messenger RNA of Cladophialophora carrionii CBS 160.54, 1224 nucleotides long. RefSeq lists its product as uncharacterized. NCBI's taxonomy places the organism in Eukaryota, Fungi, Ascomycota, Eurotiomycetes, Chaetothyriales, Herpotrichiellaceae. The coding region runs from base 1 to 1224 and encodes 407 amino acids. The transcript has a single exon. The record is from RefSeq and is a predicted model, not a curated record.
AUGUUUGAUGGGGCGACCACAAAGACAGCAAUAGUGCAUCGAGACGAACAUGGCUCUGCUUACGCCGAGCUGGCCGAGGAUUCUGACGAUGUCCAUGUGCAAGCGAACGAGCUGCUGGGUCAGCAAGAGCCGCAGUUGUUGAUAUCGGUCAGUCCAUCUUUUGGAGGUGCUCUGGACGAGCUGCGGAGUUUGGAUUACUGGCUGGACCAGACGGGCCCGACAUUGGCCAACUACGGGCCCAACUUCGGUUUCUGGUGCAGCUUGAUUCCCAUGUGGGCGUGGCGGUCGGACAUAAUUCGCAAUCUUCUAGCAGCAACGACGCUCAUCGACGAGCAGCUGGGUCUGUAUCGCACGGCAACAUCAUCAGAUCUCAGCCCCACGGCAAUCUGGCACUAUCAUGCUGCGAUCCAGGGCAUGGCGAUGGCGAAACAACCCGAUAAACUCUGUUUGACACUUGCGUCGAUGCUCGCCUGGGUGUUUGAAACGUUGCAAAAAAAUUACUCUGCUGCAAAGAUCCAUGUUCGGGCGGCGUCACGGCUGCUCUCGGAGCUCGAAGCGCCAUCGGACAAGAUGGAUAAGUCCACGUUGGAUCUGAUAACGCAGCUAAAUUCGGUGCUGCAACUGAGUGCAUCAUACACCAAGGCCAUUUGCGAAGACAACGUUGACCUCCUGAGAACUUUGACCAAGGGGCCCAUCGUCGCUCGUGCAGAAGACCUCACCAUCCCGCCUGUUGAAUCGCUGAUCCACGCGAGGGACCUCUUGUUGGACUCGAUUUCGAGGUAUAUUGCGUCUGACAAGACAGAGCACUCUGCUCGACUGCAGCGACUCUACAUCAAAUCUUGGCACAAGGCAAUGCGGAGGUAUUGCAGCUGCAGUACAAGAGAGUCCCAUGUAUACAAGAAGAGUGUGCAACUUUGCUUCAACCUUGGUAUGGCAUUUCUGCCCGAAAGUGAAGCCGGCACUUUCAGCUACCAGGCAACUCCGAAUGCCGUCAGGCACCUGCUAGAAGCAUAUGAACGAUUGGUGGUUGAGAAGCAAACGAGAGGGUCUGGGCCGGAGAACGACAGUAUUGACAAAACGAUCGUGAUGGCUUUGGAGUUGAUUCUUGAUCAGGUUCACCAUGUGCAUCUUCGUGCACGUGCUGCCUUGCUCCUACAGAAGCUGACUGCACACCAUGAGAAGGUGGGAAUCCAACAGGGUCGGCUAGAGAGUAAGUUUGAUUAG